AUGAAGUUACACUUCCGGGGUGGCUUCGUGUUUCUAAGCUACCUUGUCUCUUGCAUUGGAGCGGCUCUAACACUCGAGCUACUCAACCGUCGAACUUCCCGGAAUGGCUUAUCCAACCAUCUCAUACUUGUCAGUUCUGCAGUGGCUAUGGGUGGGAUAUCAAUAUGGUGUAUGCAUUUUGUCGGCAAUCAUGCGAUAACACUAGACGAGGGCGAGCCUAAACUCUGUAUCAAUUAUUCUAGCCGCUACUCCGCACUCUCCUUCUUCUUGCCAGUAAUUGUGCUCUUGGUGGCUUUCGUAGCCAUUGGCGCGAACUUCAAGGUUUCCGGGUGGCGAAUAUGCUGCGGAAGCGUGCUUGCUGGCGGUAGUAUUUGCGGGAUGCAUUACUUGGGUAACGCUUCUAUCACCAACUACGACUGCAUAUAUGGCAAGGUGUUUAUUGCGGGGGCAGCAGUCAUCGCUGUGGUUGACAGUAUCAUGGCCCUAUCACUGUUCUUCGUCUGUAGAGCGUCCUGGAAGAAUUCGUGGCAGAAAAGAGUGCUAUCUGCACAUUUGUUGGCUGGUGCCGUGUCUGGAAUGUACUGGGUUGCGGCUGUCGGUACAAAUUAUCGCUUGAAACAUACGAAUAGCAACCCUCAACUUUCUCAGAGUCAGGCCAUCAUAAUCGUCAUAUGCCUGUUAAUCCCCGCAGCCUUUUUCAUGGCAGGAUCCAUCAUUUACGCAACACGCGUCACGAGACGAAAUGCGAGCAAGGCCCAACACAUUGUCUUGGCGGCCGCGGUGUUCGAUAAGUCGGGGAGGAUAUUAGUGAGCUCAGACGGCUUGCUACCUAGCGAGAAGAUUACGGACGCUUAUGUGGAGAAGACCCAAGGCGACACAUUCGGUAUUUCUCAUCCUCUUUUCCAUUGGAUGUUCCAGGUCUCUCGAGAUUGGAACAGCGUGGUCGGUAUGGUUGGUGGCAUGGCUAAACACCUGGCGCGUUUGCCUAAGGGUCCUCGCGAUACCAAGAUCCGCCUCGUUGACGACGAGGGCAAACUAAUCGAGAAUUAUGACACCAUAUUUCGUGAACUAUUCUGCGUCGCAGCCAUGAAUUUAGCAAACAAGUUAAAAGAGAAGCUCGUUGACGUCGGUAUCUUAUGGGAUGAAAUCCUAGCCACCGGGGUCGACGAGCUACCUCAUAAACCCAACUACAGCAUUGCGAACAUGCUAGAAAAGGGCGGCUAUAGCGCAUAUAGUAGGGCACAUGGCCUUCGGGCCAGGCUACACCAGGAAUAUGGACAUGGCUCGUUGAUGUUCUUGGUCCGCCAUCUCGAGCAUUCUGAUGAAGUGGAUCGACUGGAGGCCACUGGCUUCCGGUUUGCAGAGCCUCAUCAGGUGUGCGGGAUUAUUGGAUCCCGCAUGAAGAUAAAGAGUAGGGACCUUAAGGGGAAGUUAAGAAGCAUGGCGAUAUUAGCCGAAGGCAGCGCUGUGUUGGACCGUGGCGUACAUAUCGGCUUCUUCGGCAUUAAGGCUCGCGUAGGAAGUUUUGGUUUCGACAUCGUUGUGAAGAAGGGCGCUCGAAAUUUGCUUCCUACUAUGCCAGUGCCGCUUGAACGUCUGAAGUCAUGGCAGAUGGAUGUUAUUCGUCGGUUUGAUAAAAUGGAUGUCCCUGUUCUGUUCCAAAGUCUCAACGCGCUGAAGAAGCUCUCUCCUCGAGAGGUAUUGUUUGCUUCGCAGCUGUCUGACGCUCUCCAAUCCCUUCGCGCUUGGGUAGAUGAUCCCGUUUUCAAUGAAGCUGUAUUGACUUCUAGGGUGGUCCAAGUCCCUUGCAGAGCUCGAGCUGGGUUAAGCUCGGAAUCCUGCACAAUGAUUGCUCUGUGCAUCAUGAUGCCGAUUCACGCCAGCGCCAGUAACCCUAUGUGCGAAUUCAUACCCUUGAAUUUCUUUAAGAUUCAUCAGAUGGCAUAUAAGAAUUCACCUUAUCUCGCCGCAUUUACACGGUACGUGCAUCGGGAACUAUCCCCGACCGUAAAUGCAGUGCCGAUCAAUAAGCCACUUGCGACAUCCCAACAAGCCGGGCGAGCCAUAUUCUGGCGGAAUCGCUUGGGUUCGUUGCGUCGUUUUAUACGGUCGAAAACCAAUGACUAUGCCAUGGUUGAAGAUGACCGCUCAACACCGACGGGAUUGAUGCGAAGGUCUUUUAACUAUGAAUCAGAUGUUUGCAGUUCUACGGUGAAGCGGUGCAGUCGGGAUUUCCCUGAUCGUCAUAAGUCGUGGAAUGAUACGAUAUCUGACAAAGCGGUGGUGCAGCAAUCCUCCUCUUUCGGAGGCAUCAUGGUGUCACAGGAGAUCCAGGUAGAUAUAAUACAGAUCGACGAUGUUCGUGGUAGCGGUGCGUUUGCUCCGUCGAAAUCUCCUGUCAGCGCGGACAGCGUAACGGUGGUCAAAGCCGGAGCAGGCUCUGACUUUAGGACGUCUCUAUCUAGAGUAAAAGAAGACAUUCACGCCGUGGCCGGGCGCGAGAAAGUCAACAAAGCGAUUACAUUUGUUGACGAACUAUUCGCUAUUUGUGUUGAUGGCUAA
Molecule: messenger RNA, 2562 nt
Organism: Daldinia loculata
Lineage: Eukaryota; Fungi; Ascomycota; Sordariomycetes; Xylariales; Hypoxylaceae
Exons: 4
Coding region: 1-2562 (853 amino acids)
Source: RefSeq, a predicted model, not a curated record